Messenger RNA from Dentiscutata erythropus, 342 nucleotides. The record is from the annotation of a GenBank genome assembly. NCBI's taxonomy places the organism in Eukaryota, Fungi, Glomeromycota, Glomeromycetes, Diversisporales, Gigasporaceae.
AUGUUCGAUUAUUACUUUGGGGAAGAGAUUAGUAAGAAAGAUAAUUUUAAUUUAGGUACCCUAAAUGAAGAACAAAAUAGACGGCUUCGAAAUUUUUUAAAGUCUUAUUCAGCAUUAUUCGCAUGGGAAGGUUGUAGGUUAGGACAUACAAAUUUAAUUAAGUAUAGCAUCAAUACAGAGAAUGUUUUACCUAAUAAGCAUACUCCAUAUUGGCAUUUGCUUGCUGAAAAGAAAAUAAUAAAGACUAAAAUUGAUCAUAUGAUGAAGGAAGAAGAAGAAUUACAGAAACAAAUCUAUAAAUGGGUAGAAAAUUUAAUUGGAAAGUUAGUAGAGACACGAUGA